This is a messenger RNA of Vitis riparia (riverbank grape), 1684 nucleotides long. RefSeq names its product 1-aminocyclopropane-1-carboxylate oxidase homolog 1-like. The coding region runs from base 191 to 1276 and encodes 361 amino acids. The transcript is spliced from 3 exons. The record is from RefSeq and is a predicted model, not a curated record. NCBI's taxonomy places the organism in Eukaryota, Viridiplantae, Streptophyta, Magnoliopsida, Vitales, Vitaceae.
UCUAUUAGGAUUAAAACACCUUAAUCAUAUUUUUUGAAAACGAUGAUAAACCAAUGCAAAAAAUUAGGAAGGUGAGCCUAAAGCUUUUGAUCAUUCAGAAGCCUUUAACGAAUAAGGAGAGUGUUUCUCACUCCAAACACAGUUUUCAUUUCACUAAGCAAAAAUUAGUGAGAACCAAGUUGAGGCAGAAAUGGAAUCGCAAAAUGACUGGAACAGUGAAAUAAAAGCUUUUGAUGAUACCAAACUUGGUGUAAAGGGACUCGUAGAUGCCGGGGUGACAAAGAUCCCUCGUAUAUUCAUCCAUCCACAGCAUUAUCUCCAGGAUAAGUUAGUUUGUGAGGAUUCCCAGUUUAGUAUUCCAACCAUAGAUCUUCAGGGUGUCACUAGUGAUGCAAUUUUAAGGGCCAAAGCCAUAGAGAAGAUUCAAAAUGCUUGUGAAAAAUGGGGCUUCUUUCAGAUAGUCAAUCAUGGAAUUCCCAAGAGUGAUUUGGAAGAGAUGCUUGCUGGGGUACGGAGAUUUCAUGAGCAAGAUGCGGAAGUGAAGAAGGAGUUCUACACACGCGAUCUCAGAAAAAAGGUGUUAUUCCUAUCCAAUUUUGACCUAUUUCAAGCUCCGACAGCUACCUGGAGGGAUAGCUUGGCUCUCGUUAUGUAUCCUAUUCUACCAGAACCCGAAUCAUUGCCUACAGUAUGCAGAGACAUAGCGCUGGCAUACUCAAAGCAAGUACAGAGAUUGGGGAUUACUCUGUUCGAACUACUGUCAGUGGGUCUUGGACUCAAUCCAAACCAUCUGAAAGACAUGGAGUGUGCUGAAAGGCUUUCCUUUCUGGGUCACUAUUACCCAGCAUGCCCUGAGCCUGAAUUGACACUGGGCACCAGUAUUCACUCCGAUGCUGACUUCAUGACCAUACUUUUACAAGACCAACUGGGUGGCCUCCAAGUUUUUCAUGAGAAUCAGUGGGUCGACGUUCCCCCCAUCCCUGGAGCACUAAUAGUAAAUGUUGGAGAUUUUCUCCAGCUUCUCACUAACGACAAGCUUAAAAGCGUCCAUCACAGGGUAAUUGCAAAACAAAAAGGCCCAAGAAUUUCAGUGGCAUGUUUCUUUAGAACAGAAUUUUUUGAGCCAGGAGAUAAAUUAAGAAGGUAUGGACCAAGCCAAGAGUUGUUAUCAGAGGAAAAUCCUCCAGUGUACAAGGAAACCACUGCCAAUGACUAUCUGAAGCACUACUACUCAAAAGGGUCUGGGACUUCUUCACUACUGCAUUUGAAAUUGUGAAGUUGGCCAUGGAAUUUACUUUGGUAGCCCAAAAACUGGCUGCUGCAUGUCAAAAAUAUGGGUGUAGUGCCUCAACAAAUUUCUAGCUCUUCCAUGCUUAUUAAAUUUAAGCAUUCUUUCCUGCUUACCUGGUUUUUAUUUCAAUAUUAAAUGCUCUCAGCGUUUAGAAUUUAUGGUUGGAACCUGUCUUUAAUUUGUCAACCGAGUGAUAUGAGAGGAAAACCUGAAGUGAGGCCUAAACCCUGGGUUUUACAAAAGCUUUAUCCAGAGCUUAAUGUCGCCUGAAGCCCUAAGCCCACCGACUUAGCCUGUGCUUUCUUGCCAUCAUUUUUAGCUCAAAUAGUUGUACGGUAUUCUUACCAUGAGCAAGAGCACUGAUCAAAGAAAAUUGGAAAGAUCUAUGGGCUA